AUGUACGGCUGCGCGGCUCCUGCCCUGCGGCUGCGGAGGCUGCAGCCCGCACUACCCCGGCUCCAGCGAUCAGCCAGAUCUACUCUGGCGAGCCGGCGCCAUACCGCUUACACUGCCGCACAACUGGCGCGGGCGCCUGUUGCUGCCCCCCAGUUCCAACACCACGCCCGACGCCUCAUUUCAGGAGGCUCGCCUGCGCCACAGCCCGGCCAGCCCGAUCCCACCGAAGCUGGUCCUGAUGACAGCGACCGGCAGAAGAAGUCGCAUUCCGGCCAGGCUCACGGCGCCAAUGACUACCGUGAGACGGCCUUCAAGAUGUUCGAGAGUGCCAUGACUACCUUCGCUUCCGUCGCCGUCCUUGGGUUCGUAGGCUACAGCUACACCAGGUAUUACAAGCACAUGGUCCUGGCAAAAAUGGACAACGCUUUCAACCCGGGUGACCCUGUCCUGGACCUUGCUCGUGGCAGGCCCCCUCGCCGCGAGGAGGCAGAGGAUGGUUCCUGGAUUGUCCGUGAAGAACAGGCCAAGUUUGACUCCAUCAUGCGUGGAGAGGACAAGGGCCGAUACCACCUGCUCAUCGGCGAGAAAGGCACUGGCAAAACUUCCAUGCUAAUCGAAGCCAUGUCAAAGAUCGACGGAGAUGGUGUCGCCAUGUUCGAAGCCCACGCGGACCCAGAAAUAUUCCGGAUCCGCCUUGGCAAGGCAUUGGACUUUGAGUUUCACGAAGACAACAUCGGCUCCCUGUUUUCCAUCCGAGGCCCUAGGGAUGCUUCAGCGCUGCUUGAUGUCGAGAGAGCCUUCAACAAGCUUGAGAAGGUUGCAAUCAGACGCAGAGACAAGCUUGGACGCCCACUCAUCCUUGUCAUCAACAGCGUCCAUCUCAUCCGGGACGACGACGAGGGAAAAGACCUUCUCGAGCUCCUGCAGCAGCGCGCCGAACAAUGGGCCGCUGCCAGCCUCGUCACUGUCAUUCUAAACAGCGAUGAUUACUGGGUCUAUGAGCGCCUCAAGCAGUACGCGACUAGGAUGGAAGUUACCCCUGUCAGAGAUCUGGACAAGCAGAAGGCGCUUUCUGCAUUGAAGCACUACCGGUGGAAAUGGCACGGGGAAACGCCCAACGAUCAGCUCUUGGAGACCAUUUACGACAAGAUUGGUGGCCGGCUUUCGUUUCUUAGCCGCGUCGCCAAGUCCAGAGACAUGAUCAGUCUUUGUGAUAAGAUUUGUGAAGCAGAAAAGACGUGGUUCCUCAACCAGUGCUGGGUUCUCGGUAUGGAAAUGGAUGACGACGUCAUGGACCAGCAGAAGUACGCUUCGGCGGCUAUGGUUCUAGCGAAAGCGCUGGUUGACCAAGAAAGGGAAAUGGACGAGACCUACGACCCUGAAAAGGGACACAUUCUUCCGCAGAUUCCUCUUCACAAGGCAAGGGAAAUCAUGACGCGUGCCGAUUUCAUUCAGAGCUAUGAUCACAUCAACGUCUUCACAAUUGACUCAAAGGCCAUGGUCAGAGCCGAUUCGGUUCCGAUGCAAAGAGCUUUCCGCGAGAUCUGCAGUCAACCCGGCUUCGACAAAUUCCUCGAAAAGACGUUGGAGCGCAUUGGCGACAUUGAGAGCUUGGGCAGAACCAGAGAGCUUACCAUCAAGGACCUCUGGGAGGGCGGCAAGUACAAGGUCACGACGCGCAAUGCCAAAGGAUACGUCGAGAAAGAGACGACGUUCGAGACUCUGCCUGGUCUGAAGGAUGUCGAUGAUGACGAUGACAACUGA
This is a messenger RNA of Diplodia corticola, 1764 nucleotides long. Its product is annotated as atpase domain prokaryote protein. NCBI's taxonomy places the organism in Eukaryota, Fungi, Ascomycota, Dothideomycetes, Botryosphaeriales, Botryosphaeriaceae. The record is from RefSeq and is a predicted model, not a curated record. The transcript has 4 exons. The coding region runs from base 1 to 1764 and encodes 587 amino acids.